This is a messenger RNA of Neltuma alba, 1088 nucleotides long. RefSeq names its product cytosolic sulfotransferase 12-like. Bases 46 to 1080 code for a protein of 344 amino acids. NCBI's taxonomy places the organism in Eukaryota, Viridiplantae, Streptophyta, Magnoliopsida, Fabales, Fabaceae. The record is from RefSeq and is a predicted model, not a curated record. The transcript has a single exon. Gene Ontology annotation, molecular function: sulfotransferase activity.
CACUAUCAUCACUUCAUCAUCUGGCUAUUUGAUUUCUUCAUAACUAUGGCAUCAGAAAAGUUAGAAGCCGCUAAUCCUGUUUCGCUAGAGCUCUUCAUGAAAUAUGAUGAAGAGUUAUCACAAGAAUGCAGCAAUAUCAUCGCCACCUUGCCCUCAGAAUCGGAUUGGUUCUCAGUCCAACUCUACCAAUACCAAGGUUUCUGGUACCAGAAGAGGCUGAUUCAAGCAAUCCUCAAUUGCCAGAACCACUUCCAAGCUCAUGACACUGACAUUUUCAUCGUCACCCCACUAAAAUGCGGCACCACCUGGCUCAAAGCCCUCACUUUCACCAUCCUCAACCGCAAGAAAUAUAAUUUGAACCCAAAUCUAGACCCAACCCAAACCGUUGCACCCCACCCUCUACUCACAGCCAACCCUCAUGUUUUGGUGCCAAACUUAGAGUUUGACCUCUACUUUAACACCAAUAAGCUUGAUCUAAGCUCAUUCCCGUCACCAAGGCUCCUUUCUAGCCAUUUACCAUACGCUUCAUUGCCAGAGUCAGUAAAACAAUCAAGAUGUAAGAUGGUGUUCUUGAGUCGAAACCCUAAGGAUGUGUUCAUCUCAUUAUGGCACUUCACGAACAGGUUAAGACCAGACAUUCAAGAGUUCAACACAAUUGAGUACUUGUUUGAGAAGUUUUGUCAAGGAGUGAAUUUCUUUGGGCCGUUUUGGGAUCAUGUGUUGGGGUACUACAAGGAGAGUUUGAAGAGGCCAGAAAAGAUUCUGUUUUUAAAGUAUGAGGAGCUUAAGAGUGAGCCAGUGAGGGUUUUGAAGGACUUGGGAAAUUUCUUAGGGUAUGGUUUUUCUAUGGAAGAAGAAAAUGGUCAUGUUAUACACGAUAUAUUGAAGCUAUGUAGUUUUGAGAAUUUAAAAAAUUUGGAGGUGAAUAAAAGUGGAAAAUUGCCUGCUGGGGUAGAAAAUAAGACUUAUUUUAGACGUGGAGAAGUUGGAGAUUGGAAGAAUUUUUUGACAAUUGGCAUGAUCAAACAGAUUGAUGCUAUUACUGAAGAGAAGUUUGGAAAACAUGGCUUGAAGUUUUAGGCCUACGU